Messenger RNA from Cladocopium goreaui, 3471 nucleotides. The record is from the annotation of a GenBank genome assembly. Lineage: Eukaryota; Dinophyceae; Suessiales; Symbiodiniaceae.
AUGGCUGACGACGCUGCACGAAGGGCUUAUAUCUCAGAGCAUGUCAGCUCGGACCUGCAAUACAUUUGGCAAGAGGCUGAUGUGUCCCUCACCACUCAACACACUUUGGCCCAGCACUACAAGACCAUGAAGGUCUUCAGCUCUAUGUGUGAUACAAAGGCUGAAGUGCGCGAUGCAUUGCGCACUGACUUCCGUAUAGAUCCAGCAGCAAGUCCUGAGACCAGGGCUGACGUGGCCAAGGUGUUGACUGCGUGGGAGCUCUCACGCACAAUGACUUCAAAAGAACAGGAACUUCAAGCUGAAACGAAGGUUGAGGAGUGCGAAGCAAAUGAGCCUCAAGCGCUGGGGCUUGAUGAGAUCUCAUCCAGGGCUGACACAAGCUCUUCGGCCUUACAGACGUCUCUGGAUUCGUCAGGCCAUGUCAGGGUCACAAAGGUUAAGACAAAGGGCCGUCUUCCUGAGGACACAGAGUCCCUCCGUAAAGCUUUGAAGUUGGAAGCAGUCAGCUGGCUUUGCAUGUCAGCAAAGUUUCGAAACAAAACAUGGCUUCACGGUCUGGAGUUACAGCACUGGUCGAAAUACACAGAGUACUUGCUGGGUGAAAAGGUUUUGGGAUUGAAGUUCAACGUGGAAGGCCAAUCACAUGCAGUGAAGCCGCCUUGGGCUGUCAUUCUCAGCUAUGAGCAGAAGAUGCGGAAAGAGGUGUUCAAGCUUGUCCAGGCAGGCACACACACAGUUGCGGAAGGCCUGACUGCCGUCAUCAAAGACGCGGAGAUCAAGGAGGCGCAUUUCACAGCACCGAUUGCCCUUGGUGUUGGAUGGAACAAUCAGCGACCAUCAGUUCAGCCCAACAAAUGGCAGCGCACAGGCUUCAAAGGGAAAUCCAGUUUCAAAGGAGCACCAUCGAAAGGUGGCAAAGGCAAAGGUAAGUCUGGCAAGGGCUCCAGGGACUUCAAUGGCAAUAGUCUGGCGCAGAAUUUUACCCUGCAUGUCCGCGAAGUGGACAUUGAACGCUCUGAGUCUGAUGACCUCAGUCGUGAUCAGCUUUGGGAGGAGAUUUUUACAGAGAUCAGACCCGCCGCCUCAUAUCCACCUGGCUUGUGCAAAUACUUGGCCAACCUCGUGGUCUCCGUCCUUCGGAAAGGGGGCACCCACGAGGUAACAAAAGUGGUUGAGAAUACAGCUUCAACUGCAGCUUCGAAGGUGGUUGACCCACCAACCCAUGAGGUAACAAAAGUGGCUGAGAAUGCAGCUUCAGCUGCAGCUUCGAAGGUGGUUGACCCACCAACCAGUCUUGUGCGGCCCAUGGAGGUAGACAAGUGCGGAGGCGACCCAAAGCAUGCUGAUGGUGUUUUCAAUCGGUUGGUGCAUGAGAAGCCGGCGGCACAGACCAAUGGGCAUACAAAGUUGACGGAGGUUCAACACACCUUUUCAGACUCCAACUGGGGUAGGCCUAUGAUGGUUGAAUGGUCUGGCGAAGAAAGGGAGAUCACUGACGGUUUUGGCUUGUGCUCACCUAACAGGUGGGCUCCUGAUUGCAGAGGAGUUGGGCAAAGCGCUCAAGCGCGUGACAUCAAUGACCGUGUCCAUGACUUGCUGAAGGGUUUUGUUCAUGAACAAUUGGGAGACCUCCGCAUGAUGGCGUUCAAGCUUGCUACAGGGAAGCUGGCCGAGUCACCGUUUUGCAAGGAGGCACUUGACAGGCUCAGGAAACGCUGGGCCGCCCUUUUACCUGCUCCCAGUGGUGCGCUGCAGAAGGCAGAAGGCCAGCCCUUCCUGUUAGACCUCAUGGCUCAGACUUUGAAGAUCCAAGGCGACCCUGACUUUGAAAUAUUGGUGGCCUCAAAGGACGCCUUCGCGACGGGCGUCCCUGUAGGGUAUGAAGAGCCCAUACCCCCUGCUCCUGCAGUUUUCCGCACCAGGACGAAACAGAGCAACCUGGAUGCUUCUGAGUACAUGGAAGAGGCACGUAACUAUAAGUCUGCAGUCGAAAAUCAAGAAGGCCUUGAGAACAAAUUUAGGGAGGACGAGGCUCAGGGCAUGAUGUAUCCCACCACCAUGGGGGUCUUGAGGGAACGCUAUCCUGGUAAACCUAUUCUUGUAGCUGCCAUGGGAGCCAUCAAGAAGCCGGACGGGAGUGUUAGGCCCAUACAUGAUGGAACACACUUCGUCCAGGUUAACAAUGGGAUACAGUUUAUAGACAAGCUGGACUACCCUGGGCCGCCGGAUGUUGCUGGGGCUGUUCGAGCUGCAAGGGACACACAGGACUCCUUCUUCACUGUUUCGGCCGACAUAAAGGCGGCCCACAGGUUGGUCAAGAUCCGCGAGAGCGACUGGAGACUUUUGGUUUGCAAGGCCAAUUCAGAUUCAGAAGUUUGCUGGGUCAACAAAGUGGGUACUUUUGGGGUGUCCAGUGCGCCCUAUUGGUGGAGCAGAUUGUUUGGCCUGGCUGGGCGGCUUGUCGCAAGGGUCCUUUUGAAUAGAUGGGUCGUACAGCUCGUGUACGUUGACGACCUCCAUGUUGUUUGCGUUGGUGAGGAGAAGUUUGAGACCCUGUGGAUGGCAAUAGCGGCAUAUGAGGCCUUAGGCACCCCUUUUGGUUACAAGAAAUUUUCAGGUGGCUUGGAUGUCCAGUUCGUUGGGUAUCGUGUUGACUAUAUGAACAUUUCAGUGGGCAUCAGCGAGGAACGUGGGCAGUGGUUGCUCACCUUCUUGCGGGAGCUGAGAAGAGAUGGUUACACUGUCCAUGUCCAUCGAUUUGCAGAAUUUCUUGGUAGGCUUGGCUUUACGUGCCGGGUGUUGCUCUGGUUGAAGCCGCACUUGGCUCCCCUUUACUCAUGGGCUUCAGCUGUCAGCAAGAGUACAGUCGCUACAGCGCCUAAGCUGGUCAGGACGGAUGCGAAGUGCGAAAACAACCUUGUGGUGUUAGCUGGUUAUCAUUUCCCUGAUGGCAAGUGGUUCUCUGUGCGUGUCACGCCCCGUGAUGCGCCUUACCUCUUCAAGGAGAAUGGGGAUAGUGAGUGGGCGUCGGCACCUGCAGAACUUCUUUCAGUUUUAGUUGCGCUUCAGCUCUUUGGUUACUUAGAGCCCAAGUCGGGAAGAACAUGCAUCCGGCUGUGGGUGCAGAGCGGAACUGACAACCGCUCUAUUGACUUCCUGUCCAGGAAGAAUUCGACUACACGCUGGCCCCUCACAUUAGUUAACAUGCAACUGUCGCACUGCUUGAUGAGGGCCGGUGUCAGAAUCAGCUUAGCUUGGAGGCCGAGGGAUCAGAACACUUUGGCCGAUGACCUGACGAAUUCCAGGUUUGGCGAUGUCGAUUUGAACAAGAGGAUUGAUGUCGCGCUUUCAGAUUUAGAUCUUUCCUUGCUUUUGGACCUGUGGGAAGCGAGGCAUGAAUUCUUGGACCGCGACUCUUGGGCGGUGUAUGGAAAAGGGAGAGACAAAUUUGAGAAAUCAGCUUGGGGUUGA